AUACGGCCGCGUACAACAAACCCCUGGUAUGCUCUGUUACGGUAUGUAGGAGUCUCAUUAUCUGGAACCAGGGGGCGCGGUUUUUGUCCCGCAAUUGGGCGUGGUGUUUGUCUGCCGUCCGGACACUGGUGUUGGUAGUGCGUGUUGUGGACAUGUCCAGUCUAGUCCCGUCAUCAGCGGAGCUAGAUCGCUGGACAGAAGUAGCCAAGGAGUGCGAGUACCUGCCAGAAAAUGACCUGAAGAAACUGUGUGACUACGUGUGUGAGCUCUUGCUGGAGGAGAGCAACGUACAGCCCGUGUCAACUCCCAUCACUGUCUGUGGAGACAUACAUGGCCAGUUCUACGACCUGCAAAAGCUGUUUCAAACCGGAGGAGAAGUCCCAAGCACAUCCUACGUGUUUAUGGGGGACUUUGUGGACCGAGGCUAUUACAGUCUGGAGACCUUCACUCAGCUCCUUACUCUGAAGGCCAUGUACCCUGAUAAAGUGGUUCUCUUGCGAGGAAACCACGAGAGCAGACAAAUCACUCAGGUCUAUGGUUUCUAUGAUGAGUGCCAGAACAAGUAUGGGAAUGCCAAUGCCUGGCAGUACUGUUGUCGAGUGUUUGACCUCCUAACCAUUGCUGCGAUAAUUGAUGAGGAGAUACUCUGCGUUCAUGGAGGACUCUCACCCGACAUAAAGACCCUUGACCAGAUACGGACCAUUGACAGAGGAGUGGAGAUCCCUCACGAAGGAGCAUUUUGUGACCUGGUUUGGUCAGAUCCCGAGGAGAUCUCAGGCUGGGCCAUCAGCCCCAGGGGAGCUGGCUACCUGUUUGGUGCCUCUGUUGCUCAGGAGUUUAUGCAUUUGAACAACCUUACCUUGAUUUGCCGAGCACACCAACUGGUCCAUGAGGGCAUCAAGUAUAUGUUUGACAACCGUCUGGUGACAGUAUGGUCUGCCCCUAACUACUGCUAUCGCUGUGGAAACGUGGCAUCAAUCCUAGCGCUGGAGACUGGAGGACAAAGAGAUGCCAAACUUUUCACUGCUGUACCAGACAGCGAACGUGUCAUACCCCAGAAAGUAACCACACCUUACUUCAUCCUCUUUGUUUACGUGGCGGGACUCACCGGCCAGUUAGUCGCCACAGAUAUGGCGAAAUCCCGGCUCAAGAUCGACUUUCACUGCCACAUCUUACCAAGGAUCCUCCCCGAUAUGAAGGAAUACUCUGGGUAUGGCGGGGACUGGGUGCAGUUGAUACACCAAGAGGGGGAAGACAAGGCUAACAUGAUGUUGGACGGCAAGUUUUUCAGGGCAGUUGAAAAGAACUGCUGGUGUGUGGAGGAGAGAAUUCGAGAUAUGGACAGGACGGGAGUGAGUUUGCAGGUUCUCUCUACAGUACCAGUCAUGUUUGGAUACUGGGCCAGAGGGGAGGACACCCAUUACCUCUGUAGAUACAUCAACGAUGAUAUUGCCAAGUCUGUGGCCAAGUAUCCAACCAGAUUUGCUGGCCUUGGAACAUUACCCAUGCAGUCCCCAGACCUUGCUGUGCAGGAGCUGAGGCGAUGUGUGCAGGAGCUAGGUCUCCCAGGAGUAGAGAUUGGCUCUCACAUCAAUCGCUGGAACUGGGACCUUCCGCAGCCAGAGCCUGCUGAAGUAUGGGACCUUGAUGCCCCAGAGCUACAGUGUGUGUUUGCUGCAGCAGAGGAACUGGGGGCUGCAGUGUUUGUCCACCCGUGGGACAUGGACCAGAGCCCUCGCAUGAAGAAGUAUUGGAUGCCUUGGCUUGUUGGUAUGCCCAGUGAGACGGCAACCGCUGUCUGCUGCAUGACCAUGGGAGGUGUUCUGGAGAGGUUCCCUAAACUAAAAGUCUGCUUCGCUCAUGGAGGAGGGGCUUUCCCCUACACUCUGGGCAGGAUUGCUCAUGGACAUGCAGUGAGACCUGACCUUUGUGCUGUGGAGAACGCUACCAGUCCAAGGAAUUACAUUGGUCAAAUCUGGACUGAUUCACUUGUGCAUGAUGAAAAGGCUCUGAAGUACUUGCUGGAGGUUAUUGGAAAGAAGCGGGUCAUGUUAGGAAGUGACUACCCAUUUCCAUUAGGAGAGCACCAUCCUGGAAAGUUGAUUGAGUCUAUUGACGACAUGGAUGAUGAUACGAAGGAUCAACUGAUGGCAGGCAAUGCAUUGGAGUUUCUAGGUCUGGAUCCAGCCCAGUUCACUUAG
This is a messenger RNA of Geodia barretti, 2201 nucleotides long. Lineage: Eukaryota; Metazoa; Porifera; Demospongiae; Tetractinellida; Geodiidae. The record is from the annotation of a GenBank genome assembly.